UUCUUGUCAAGCUGGAUGGGCGACCCCUCCCGAAAAAGAAGGGGAGGUAGAAACAAGAGUGGAUCUAUAAAUCAAAAUACAUACAUAAUCCCAUCGCUUGGUGUGAAGUUGAGAAAGAUUUUUUCUGCACUAAAUUUUCGUAAACGCAUCGUAUCCAAAAUAGAAAUCACCGUGUCGGUCAAGGUUUUUGACUUUUCGCAGAUGUUUACUUCCGAGGAAAGAAACAUGAUGAAUAAGCUAGAAACGCUAAAGGAUAUCAGGUCGAAGACGUUGCACCUGGAAAAGAUCAAAGCCAGAAUACUCAAACAAAUUUCGACCACCAAUCAAGAGCACCAGAGUUUGUCCGAGUACCGCCAAGAAAUGGAGCUUUUGAUGCAGGAAAAAAUGGCACACGUCGAAGAGCUGAGACAAAUCCACGCCGAUAUAAAUGCCAUGGAGAAUGUGAUGAAGCAGGCAGAGGAGGCUCACGUCAAAGCUCUGGACACAGCCAAGAGGCUGCAUGAAGAGUACCUGCCGCUGAAGCUGGAAAUCGACCGAAUGCGCCACGAAUGCCUUGGCCUGGAGCGUCUUCCAGAACUGCACGAGAUCGACAGUAGAAUUUUCACCCCGGAAAAAACUGCUUUCAGCUUCUUUGAUAAGCAAGCCCUUAAGUCUGGAUGGUCUGUUGAACGCGAGGAGCCGCCCCAGAUGAACCCCGUCAACAUGAUGCACCACGUCGUGGCACCCUCGUCCUAUAUGCCACCUCAGCCUCCAGCACCGCCAAUGGGGCCUCAGCCGCCGCCGGUCAAUAAGGUGCAGGAACCGAGACCUCUUCUUUCUGCGUCUGCACCGUCCUUCAGUUUUAUUUCUGUCAGGCAACAACCGCCACCCAUGAAGGCUUGCCUCUCUUGCCACCAGCAGAUCCACCGCAACGCACCAAUCUGUCCGCUGUGCAAGGCCAAGUCCAGAUCUCGCAACCCCAAGAAGCCCAAGAAGAAGGACUAAUAAUUUAUGUAGGGACUUCAAGAAUAUGCAUUUAUCUCAACUUAAUGAAUGUCUUUGUGCAAGGCUGCGAUUUUGUGCCAAAUUUAUUUAAUUGGCUGCCAUACUUAAAUCCUUUUAUUUGUGUAUGUCCUGCAAAGCAACGCUAAUUUUAUUUGUAAUUCACUCUUCAUAAUGUCUUGUGUUAGCGUUUAAGUCACAAUAGAAUAGAUGUAUAUUUAAACAUUGAUAAUAAAUAUUUGGUAUAGUGAUAAACAGUUA
Cloeon dipterum is the source of this 1242-nucleotide messenger RNA. Its product is annotated as zinc finger C4H2 domain-containing protein. The record is from RefSeq and is a predicted model, not a curated record. Gene Ontology annotation, cellular component: nucleus. The coding region runs from base 16 to 984 and encodes 322 amino acids. NCBI's taxonomy places the organism in Eukaryota, Metazoa, Arthropoda, Insecta, Ephemeroptera, Baetidae. The transcript has 5 exons. Gene Ontology annotation, biological process: positive regulation of neuron differentiation.